CGAAGCCGAAGCCGAGACCUUCAAUCACCAACUUCACGCGGUCAACGGUCGAGCCGACGACGUGUUGAUGGGAUUUUCCAAUUCACUUCCCGAGGUUUCUCUUACGAAACAACGGCUCGAAUUUUCAACCUUGUAAUACGGGGAACAUAGUGGACUUUUCUUUGAUUGACUGAGUAGAGAGAAGAGUUGUGUUCCCAAGUAUGGAUUCAACACAAACACCGCCCCGGCUCUUAUUUCGAAAGAACGGGCGACCGCAGGCGUGUGAGCCGUGCCGAAAACGCAAAGUCGCCUGCGAUCAUGCACAACCAGUAUGCAACAGAUGCAGAAAGUCGAAGCGCUCCGGGGAUGUGUGCGAGUACAUUCUCAGCGACAGUCCGGCAGCAUCAAGAGAAACCCCAAGACAGACUCGGCCGCGGGAGCAACGGCGUGCUUCGAGGGCGCCGUCUGUUCCCCUAGCUUCAACCCUUCAGCCUACCCCAACAUCAUUCUCGCAACUAGGACCCGGGCCCGCUGUGGUAUCACAGACGGCAUCAACGGCUACAUCCACAACAUCGCCCGCAACAUCCACCACCCGGCACCGCCCCUCACUCCCCGCAAGUCUCCCCACCAGCCCGGACUCGGCCAGCACGGCAGCCACGCCCGCAGUCACGCCCGCAGUCCUCGGCAUCGGCUACCUCGGCUUCACCUCCUUCUGCGGCAUCUACGAAGAGACCAGAUCAAGUCUAAAGCAGCUCCAGCCGUCCACCGCGGCGCCCAUCGGCGAGAUCGGGACCACCGCGUACUGCGGGCUCGAGUGCUCUCCGCCCCUGACGGCCCAGGCGCUCGAGACAUGCCUGACUAUCCUCCGCCACGUCCCGGACCGCGAGACGGGGCUCAAGCUGUUCGACAGCCACUUGAACCCGAGCGAUGGGUGGAUCCGCCUGGCGGCAAAACACAUGAUGAUAUCGCUGUACGACACGUUUCCGCAGUACUUUUCUGCCAACGAACAUGAGCGACGGCCGGAUGACGCCCAGAUUACCGCCCUCGCUCGCACCAUCUGUGGUAACACUGCAAAGUGCGUGUCUGACGAAGAAUCGGACCCGGCCAAGUGGAUGGCGCAGUUCAUCGGCACCAAUUUACGGUGGGAGUCGUUGGGCGUGAUGUUUGCGUACUGGGAGCUGGCGGCUCGAUAUCUCGGACCGUACCGGCCUGACGUCGGCUCCCGAUUUCAGUCUGUCGAUGAAGGGACGAAGGUGGUUAUGCAGUAUCGGUAUUGCCUUGGCGCUUGUAUAGAGUUGACCAAGGCUGCUGGGAGUGGGGGGAAUACACUGCUCCUUUUCAUGUGUUCGAAGCGGACAAUUAUCGAGUCGCUCUUCUCGGGCGAUGCUAGCUUCGCUUGCUGGCAACUCCACGCAGAGACAGUAGCCCUAUCCACCUUCCUCGGCUUCCACGACGAAGUCGCAGCGGCGCCGGGGGUAGGCUACAAGCCGACCGUCUGCUCCGAGAUCAAGCGCAAGAUCUUCUGCUACAUCUUCUACGUAGACAAAGUCCUCGCCUCGUUCGCCGGCCGACCGCCCCUCAUCAGCCGCCGGUACGCACGCACGCCGCCCCCGCUGGAUCUAAAGGACGACCACCUCCUCUCCGAUGAGGCCACGCUGGCGCGCCACGUGGCCGCACUCGACGAGAACGGGUGGAACACCGAGGGCGGGCUCUACUCGGCCACUAUUAUCCGGGCCCGGGUGAUGCUGGCACAAAUCCGGGACGAGAUAUUCGAGAUCGCGCUUGGUCAGGGUUCCGUGACGCUGGUGGAGGCAUUGCUAGAAAUCAAAGAAAGGCAACUUCGGACAGUUGCCGGGUUCCCUGAUGUUAUGAUUUUGAAAGAAGAAGACAUACAGAAUAGGAAACUUGACAUAUCGUUGCUAUACACUCGACUAAUCAUGAAGCUGGAACACCUUCAAAACAUGUUCUUUAUCCAGCGGCUGCUCGCGAAAAGGGGACACGACGAUGGCGCCUUGCUGUCUGUCAGCUUCGAGAUGGUUUCCAAAACCCUCAUGUUUUGGACAAACAUGGACCGCCUGUCUUGCAUGAAUGGAGACUUUGAAUGGCUCGUAAUGGCUUACGCCGCCCCAGGAGGCGGCAUCCUCUGCCUCGAGCUCCUAAAACCCACCCUCCACGGCGGCCACCACCCACAGAACCCCCAGGUCUCCCGCUCGAGCAUCAUCCAGAAGUUGAGCCUCCUCGUCGGCUUCCUAGAUUGGGUCAGCCCCACGGCGCCCAACGGCGACCUCUGCGCAGACUGCAAAAUCAUCAUCCAGCGCGUCCUCGACCAGGCUCUCAACAGCCCCGCGGCGUCGGCCUCGUCUGCAGUCGACGGCGGGUUGCCCGGGGUGUUGGAUAUCCCCAUGGACUGGGAUUUCUCCACGCAGCUUGAUUUCAACUUUGAUUUGCUUGAUACGUUUGACUGGUUGCGUCCCGAGGUGCCUUUGAGUCAACAGUCGUCGUAGUGGUUAAGUGGUUAAGUGGGGGGGGGGGGGGGGGGUGCAUAGCACUUAUCUAUGUUUUCGUUUCCUCAAGCCCCCC
Messenger RNA from Colletotrichum godetiae, 2559 nucleotides. RefSeq lists its product as uncharacterized. The record is from RefSeq and is a predicted model, not a curated record. Gene Ontology annotation, molecular function: zinc ion binding; DNA binding; DNA-binding transcription factor activity, RNA polymerase II-specific. Gene Ontology annotation, cellular component: nucleus. Bases 201 to 2483 code for a protein of 760 amino acids. Lineage: Eukaryota; Fungi; Ascomycota; Sordariomycetes; Glomerellales; Glomerellaceae. The transcript is spliced from 4 exons. Gene Ontology annotation, biological process: DNA-templated transcription; regulation of DNA-templated transcription.